AAAAGUCUAAGAAUAAUGAGCACGUCCAAAAUAAAGAAGCUCUUCGGGAAGUCGAAGUCCCUGGAGAAGGACAGCAGAGCCCGGGAGAAGCUCGGGAGCCCGCCGAGUCCGGAGCCCCAGAGCCCGGACGGUCUGGCCACGAGCCCCGCGGAGAAGAAGAAGAGGCGCUUCGGCUCAUGGAGGACCAAGAAGAAAUCGCCCAGAGAGACCAGAGACCCUCUGUUUCUCACCAACACCGACGACUUCGACACAAUAUCGAGCCAAAUGAGCUUUGACCAGCUCAGCAUCCGCACAGAGGACAACAUGAUGAUGGCUGACACCUGGUCCACUGUCCCUUCAGAGGUGACCUCAGUGAUGAGUCUGGAUCUGUCGUCCUCCACCCCGACCUCCCCCACCCGACGCCUUAGAAAGAGCUCAAGCGAAAAGGGAACCGUGCUGAGCCGGGUCACGACAUUCUUCUCGAAGAAACGAAAGAGCAGGACUUCGUCCAGGGAAGCAGAUGAAAAUGUGUCCACAGCGACCAGCCCAGACAGCCCAGAGGCGUCCGCAGGCAUUCUGAGGCAUUCUUCGGGUAGCUCAGAGGGAGAACAGGUGUUUGUUUCCGAGGUCAGGCUCAAAGGAAGUCCCAGCGUCCGCAGCGUGGCCUCCAUCAUCACGGAUGGAGGAGACCUGCCGUUCGCCGACAGCGAGAGCAGCAGCCGUGGCAGCGUGAGGGAGGUGACCCGGCCGCAGAGCGCUGAAGACCAGAGCGCCAAGCGUCUAGUAACGGAGGUCAGUAAGAAAUUGCAGGUGUUCCUGCAGGAGACCAGUGUGACCAACGGAGAAGAGCAGCAGAUCACGCAAACGACGUUUAAGAAAUGUGUCGAGAUUCCUGUGAAGAGCCCCUGUGAACGCAAGUCUCCAGCUUUCGCAGGGGGGACGGACAUUAAGAAGACCGCUCUGAAACCCGUAUUGGGAACUAAAGGAAAUUACACCGCCCUAACUGGGGUCACACUCAGCUCCGUGUCCAGAAACCUAUCGAGCUCUGAGAGUUCUUCGGAGCAGGGGGACGGUGACAGCAUGGGGAAACGAAACUCAGGCCGCAGGAGGUCCCGCAAGCUGAGCGAUGGCUCUCGCGAGGUGCUCAGCCCGACCAAAGCCUCGUCCCCUGAGGUGGAGGAGGGGUCCAGCCAGGCCUCGCCCUCGCCCCUGCAGCUGCACAAAGCCAUGUUGGUGGAAACGCACAUGGAAGAGGAAGAGAGCGACUCACCUACUCUGGCCACGCCCGUUGCAGACAGCCCAGGUGAGAGCUCAUCUGUGCAGGGGACGGACAUCAGCAGUGCCCCCGUCCUUCCGCUUGCAGCAGGUUCUGAGCCAGAGUUGUCUCAGGCCUCAGUGGAGCUAAAACCUGGCACAGCAGAGCCAGCAGAACCUCUCAGCGGCGUGGAGGAGGUCAUAACUGAAAAGCGCAGGAGCGUGAAGCUGUCCACGAGAGAGAAGUACUUUGCAAAGAAAGUCUGGGUCUCCUCACAGACAAGUUUGAACGCAGAGGAAGACGACACACCAGACGCGAGCUCGGAUGUAACCUCUCGAGGCCAACAGAAAUCUGAAGUGAGAAUUCUGCCAAACCUCAAGAACGUCAGUGUGGAAAUCAAGCAGCCUAAUCAGAAGUCAUACGACUCUGUAGGAGAAGAGGAAGCUAGCACAGAGCAACUUGAUGAGGAUGUAGAGAGCCUGACAGAACCUUCUAAUAACAUUGUAGACACUCAAGAGGAGUCUCAGUUGACAGAAAUGCCUUUAUCCAAGGGACAGUUCAGGGUUGUGGCAAGCAGCCGACAAACCUCAGCUUCAGUGUCCAGGCGUGUGGAGAAAACGGGCAGUGGAUCAAAUGAAGAGAGUACUGGAAAGAGCUCAGCCCCACCAGUGGCGGCGAAAACAAAAGCUGCCAUGGGUCAAGUUACAAAUUACACAGAGGCCCCAAAGGAAGAAAGCAGAAGAAAGGCUGCCCAAAACGGCAGUAAAUCACCCACAACAAGGGAGCAGCCUACUGCAUUCAGUAAGCCCUCUGACAAGUCAAAAAUUCCUAAGAAGACCGCCCCCGAGGUACCACCAAAACCAAAGAAAGAUCUACAAACAAGCACGUCACCCGAUGCAUCAGUGUCCUCUCCGCUUCAGACACAUGAGAUGGCACAGGCAGAGGGUGGUACAUUCAGCUCAGGUAAUACUGUUACAAAACCCCACUCACCACUGCCAUCUGGUAAAAGUGAAACCAGGUCACCUGUUAAGGAUGAGGUAAGCGUGGCUACUCGAGGUUUAGAGGCUAACCAAGCACCACAGUCUCCUCACACUACAGAGCAAGAGCCGAAGAAAAGAAAGUGUUCAAAAUCCCUGAGCACUGAGGACAAAACUGACUCUUCUCCUACUGGUUUGGAGAAACUUAAAGAACUCAGUGACUCCAAGGAAGGUGUGAAGUCUAAAAUACAAUCACAAACUUCUACUGAAAAGCCUUUGAGCCCCAAGAGCAAGUUGCCGAAAAGCUCGGAGCAACCUUCAGUCAGAAAGAGCACGGAGUCCAGACUCAAAUCAACAGACUCUGUUAAUAAAAGCCCUAAAUCUGCCAACAAAACUGAAAGAGACGACAUGCCUCUCUCCCCCUCAGAGAAGAGCAGCAUACAGGCCACAAAUGAAACCCACAUCACCAAGACAAAGACUCCAAAAAAACACAAAGCCGAAGCAUCACCAACGGGAAGUAAACUGCCUCGUUUAACCCCGCCCAGUGCUCCAAAACAGCCCCUGGAGGAAGAAGUUGACUAUGGAGAAGAUGACUCACUCAAACAACCCUUGCACACUGAUGCCAAGCUAGAGCGUGAUGAUGAUUCAUCCUCAGUCAACGGUCCUCUAAGUCCUGGACAGAGGGCUGAACGUGACCAAACUGCUGGGAAUGCUGUGGUGAAGGCCUCACCAGAAGCUAAACCGAAAAGGCCCGUGAAGGAGCUGAGCGAUUUUCCAACAGCGGGCAGCAGUAUUCCAGCGCCACGUCAGAAAAGUCCCUCUAAACUUAAACAUAGAAAAGAGGUGGAAAAAGGAAAAGUACAACACAUUGUAGAGUCUCAGACUCCGGCUGAAGUUUCAGAACAGAGUGUGGACAAAGCAGAAGAAAGGACUACGGAGCGCAUGGAGCAUGCUACAGACUUGCAAGCGACUGAAGAGAAAAAGGAGACCUCUGUAGAACUUGCUGUGGACUUGGGAGCAUCAGCUCUAGUGAAGGAACAGAAAACGAACAAGGACGAAGAGAUUCAGAUUGUGAGAGUGACAACUACUGAGAGCACUGCAGACGUGAAGACUCCAACUCAAGCAGCUGAACAGAAAAUGGGUAACGUCAAAGACAAGCAGAGUGCAACUACGAUGUUCACUGAACAUGCUGCAGCCUUAAAGAGUCCACCACAAACAUCUGAAGCUGAAGAAGUGCAGAAUGUGUGCAGUAAGACUGUAAAACAUACGGCGCCAGCUCAGGUGCCUGAACAGAAAAUGGAUAGAAAGAAAGAGACGCAGUGUGAGAGCAUGAACUCUGAGCAUACUGCUGACUUGAAGGCUCUGUCUCGGACUUCUAAACGAGUAGCUGCAGACCUGAGGACUCCAAUUCAGGUAUCUGAAGCUGACAAAGCUGAAGAAAUGCAGAGUAUCAAGGCUAAAAAUGCUACUGCAGAUUUGCAGACCUCUAAACGUACGAUGGACAAGGCCAAACAAAAGGAGAGACAGAGGACUAUUGAAGACACUGCAGACUUGAAGACUCCACCUCAAGCAUACAAACACGAAGCUGAACAGAUGCUUAAAAUGAGUAAUAAGAUUGUUGAGAGUACUGAAGACUUGAAGACACCACCUCAAGUAUCUGAACAGAAAUUGGGAAAGCCCAAAGGUGAGAAGAGCGCUGAGCAUACUGCAGAUUUGAAGAUUCCACCUCUAGCAUCUGAACAGAAAGUGGAAAAGCCUAAAUGCAAAAAGAGCUCUGAGUAUACUGCAGAUUUGAAGACUCCACAGCUAAAAUCUGAACAAGGGUCUAACGAAGCAAAAGAGAUGCUGAAAAUGAGUAAUAAGACUGUUGAGAGUACUGCAGACUUGAAGACACCACCUCAAGUAUCUGAACAGAAAGUGCAAAAGCCCAAAGGUGAGAAGAGCACUGAGCAUACUGCAGACCUGAAGACACCACCUCAAGUAUUUGAACAGAAAGUGGAAAAGCCCAAAGGUGAGAAGAGAUCUGAGCAUACUGCAGAUUUGAAGACUCCACAGCUUGAAUCUGAACAGGGCACUAACAAAGCCAAAGAGAUGCUGGAAAUGAGUAAUAAGACUGCUGAGCGUACUGCAGACUUGAAGACUCCACCUCAAGUGUCUGAACAGAAAGUGGAAAAAGCCAAAGGGGAGAAGAGCACUGGACUUGCUGCAGAUUUGAAGACCCCACCUCUUACAUCUAAACAGGACACAAACCAAGCCGAAGACAUGCUGAAAACAAGCACUAAGUCUGCAGAGGAUACUGCAAGCUUAAAAAGUGCAUCGCAAAUACCUGUUCAGAAAAUGGACAAGGCUGAUGAAAAGCAGCAAGUAAGUGCGAAACCCGAGGAAUGUGCUGCAGACUUGCAAACUCCAACUCAAACGUCUGAAAAGAAAUCAGGCCUGGUCAAAGACAAGCAGAUAAGAAAUCUAAAGACCAUUGAACAUGCUCAUGAGUCUAAAAAGGAAGUGGAAGAGCCCAAAGAGAUGCAGAAUGUGAUUGUUAAAUCAAUAGAGGAUACGGCAGACUUGAAUACCACAUGUCACGUACCCGAAAAGAAGCUGAAGAAGACCGGAGAACCACAGAGUCUGACCAUGUUGACCACAACUUCAACACAGAAGGAGAGCACAGCUAGUGUAUUGGCUGGUAAUUCAACACAAGACCGUGCUGAAGCGAUUGCUGUGGAGAAGUCUGAUCAAGUUGAAACCAAAGCAGCGCCAGAAAAAAAUGUUUAUCAAGUGACAAAAUCAGAAGGAGAAGCAUCAACAGAUACUACUGUCCAAGCAGAUAAGCCCAACGCAAAACCAGAUCUUGUCAAAGAAGAGGAAACUCCUCCAGGAACAUCUGUCACAGGUAAGGACAGACCCACUGCUAAAAAGACUGAUGGAAUGUCGCUCAAACCAGAAGCCAGUGGCCACACAAAAGCCAAAGAAAUUGAAACUAAAAGCUCUGAGCAAUCUGAGAGACCACAGGAAACAGCCUCUCCGGUAUUACAGGAGGGUGUAUCGAAGACCUCUCAUCAAGCUGAGGGCGAAGAACAAAAGGACGUUAUAGUAAAUGGUAUUGCAGUGAAAGCAGAAACCCUGUCGAAAACUACAGCAGCUGUGGUUCAAAUUGAGGAAGCUGGUCACGAGGAGGCGAGCGUUGAUACGUCUGUUCGAGACAGCAGAGAUGAGCAAAAAGUGUUACAGAAGCCAUCUGAUACAAGAAAAGCUCAUGAUGCACUUAAACCACUAACCCCAAAAUGUAUCAAGAAGGACGAUAUUCCUGUGAAGAAACCAGUUACCAAGGCAGCAGCUGAAGAUAAAUGUCCUCAAACUUAUUCAAACUUAGUUCCUGAUCAGGAAGCUGCAACAGCUAAGGUAGUUGGGCAACCAGUUUCGGAUAAGAUGAGCUUCCACAUGGAUAAAAAGAGUGAAGCUAUGACACCCAGCACUCCUGAUAGUAUGAAAACCAAACAGAAACAUAAAGCUGAUCUCACAAAAUCUAAUAAAACUGGGUUAGUAUUUGAUGCACUCAAACUGCCCACACCAACCAAUAAAUCUCAACAAAUUACAGCCCAUGACCUUCCACUGGGCUCUAAAAGCCUGUCCAAAAGUAAGGAAGCUCCAUCGAGCUGGCUGGAUGUGGACCAAGGAUUCGAGAAGAAGCAAAGCAAGGUGGAACGAAAAAUGAACUGUUCAGCAAGCGAUGAUAGCCUGUUGGAGACAUCCGAUGAUUCUGAAGACUUCAUUCGCAAGAUCAAAGAGCUCUGCUCCCCGUUCUCCUACCCCCCCAAAAAACAUGGCCAGACCAGGAUGAUGACGCCUGCUUUUGCUCUGCCUGCCAUCAAAGAAGAUCAUUUCGAGAAGACCUUUGACCCUGAGGAGUUCAAGUUCGGGAUGCGGAAGACCACGGGCCCGAAAGAUCCAUCUCCAGCUAUGAUGAUCAAAAGGAAAAACGAGGAAGCAAGGAACAAGCAGCCUUCAAAGCGUUUGGGGACUGAAGACAGCUUUCUCUUCAAGGCACUCUCCUCCCGACGGGGACAAGACAAAAAUGACGAAGGAAAGGCAGCCGAGGAGAAGGAAAAAGAGGAAGACCAAAGCACCACCAAUGAUUCUGGGAAGAUGUCGUCGCGGUUAGAAAGAAUGUCUAUCUUAUCCAACCUAAUGAGUUCUUCCAAGACUUUAAGAAGGACCCAAACUGAGCCUGAUGCUCUUACAAAUGGAACAGUAUCACCGACUUCUCCAUCCCAACAAGUUCUAACACCGGGUGAGAAGAGCCCAGUGACGCCAUCUGAAGCUGUCCAGCCACCAAAGGGGGCUGAAGGGAACUUGACAGAUCAAGGUAUGCUUGUGGGUGGGUCUGGUGAGUCUCUAAAGAGUCCUUCUACUCCUCCUCUUCCUCCUCCUGCUCCCAACUUUUCAGAAGUCAAGCUUCCUGAUUACCUGGAGAAGUAUCUGAAGAAAGACAGGGAAACCACUGCAAAUAGUUCCCAAAGCCCAGAAACGCUUUCCCUCUUCCCAGCAACGGAGGUGACUGUCAGCCCUGAGGCAUUAGGAGGGAAACCAGCCAGUGUGGGCCAAAAGAGCCUGCCAGAGCCCCCAGAACCAGCCUCUCAGCAAAAACCACAAGCCCCACAGACCAAACUACCACCUCCAACAUGCACACAGAUAACAACAGUAAGAGGCUUUCAUAAACGCCCUGGAAAGCUGGUCAUCUUUCAGCAAGCCCAGUUUGUAGGAGAGGCCUAUGAGGUGUUCAGGGAUGUAGAGGACGCCACCUCAUUACAGCUCUCCCCCAUCAUCUCUCUCAAGGUCGUCAGAGGAUGCUGGCUGCUUUAUGAAAAGCCGGGAUUCCAGGGACGAACCGUUGCCCUAGAAGAGGGGCCAACUGACGUGGUUAACGAGUGGGCGGAGAUAGAUCCUGGCCAGGAGGUUGGGCCAAACGGAAUACCACUCCCAACCAAGCCCAUGGUGAUUGGUUCCAUACGACUGGCUGUGAGGGACUACAGUCUGCCUAAGAUAGAGCUGUUUGCAGAGCCGAAUGGAUUGGGGCGAGUGUCUUCGUUCUGUGACGACGCCGUCGAGGUCUGUUCGUACGGACUUCCACAGAGCACCGGGUCCAUCAAGGUCCACUCCGGAGUUUGGAUGGUCUUCAGUGAUCCAGGCUUCCAGGGCUUGCUGUCUGUGUUGGAGAUGGGGGAGUAUCCCUGUCCUGAGUCUUGGGGGUUCCCUGCUCCCUUCGUCGGAUCAUUGCGGCCACUUAAAAUGGGUGGUAUAAAAGUGGAGAAUCCCAAUGAAGUCAAGGCCGUGUUGUAUGAGGAGCCUCUGUUUGGAGGCGCUAGCAUGGAGAUCGAUGGAGACAUCUUUGAGAUUGGAGAUGGAGAGGAAGAGGAGAAACAGACAGAGAAAGAUGCUGAGGAAGACGGCGAGAGUGCAGACCUCUCCUCAGCCACCCAGACGAAGAAGCUGACGUCCAUUGGCUCUAUGAAAAUAGUCAGCGGCCUAUGGGUGGGCUAUACAGAGCCGGGCUUCGAGGGCCGGCAGUAUGUGUUGGAGGAGGGUGAAUAUGUCGACUGCUCUGAUUGGGCAGGAGAGGGCGAGAUGUUGCGCUCCGUCAGACCUGUACAUGCUGAGUUUGUGUCUCCUCACCUGAAGCUGUUCAGUGAGAGGGACUUUUCGGAUAGGAGCCUGAAUGUGGACCUUCUGGGACCCGUCAUGGCCAUGGAGGAAACCAGCUAUGGCAUCAAGUGCCAAUCAGCAGAUGUCCUGUCUGGAGUAUGGGUGGCGUUUGAGAACGCUGCGUUUUCCGGUGAGCUGUACGUUCUGGAGAAGGGUCUGUACGGAAGCCCGGAGGACUGGGGCGCUCGAAACCACAAGAUUUCCUCCCUCCAGCCUGUGUUUCUGGAUCAGACAGGAGGGCUGCCUCGAUUUAAGAUCCAGUUGUUCUCUGAGCCUGGCUUCCAGGGAGACGUUGUGGUUCUAGAGGAGAGUUUGGCAUUCCUGCCAGACGGGUUCUGCCCUCGCUCCUGUAAGGUUCUAGCUGGGAACUGGGUGGCGUUUGAAGGGUCUCAGUUUACAGAGAACAUGUACGUACUGGAGGAAGGAGAAUACAAAGACGCUGAGGCUAUGGGCUGCCUGAGACCGGACUGUGCCCUCCGCUCGCUGCACACUGUAGGACAUGAGUUUUCUCUUCCCUCGAUCACUCUCUUCUGUAAGCCGAGCUUCAGGGGGCGUAAGGUGGUGUUGACAGACGGAGCCAUCAGCCUAUCGCUGGCUGGGAUUGAUGGGCGGAUCCAGUCCCUGUUGGUGAACGGAGGAAUGUGGGUUUUAUAUGAAGGGAAGAACUUUCAUGGUCGUCAGAUUUUACUCCAGCCCAGUGAAAUUGGCGACUGGCGGAAAUUCAGUGGCUGGCAACAUAUCGGCUCUCUACGUCCAUUACUGCAGCAGAAGCCUGUGUAUUUCCGCUUGCGCAGCGCAGAGACCGGGUGUGUGAUGUCCUUGUCCGGGCCGCUGGACGACAUAAAGCUGCUGAGGGUGCAGGUACUGGAUGAGAACGGAGGAGAUGAACAAGUCUGGCUCUACCAGAAUGGACUGCUGAGCUGCAAGUUUGUGGAAGAUUGCUGUCUGGAGCCGUCGGGCAGUGUGAUGAUGGCGGGUGGGCGACUCAGCGUUUCCCCUGAACCCGGCAAAGACAAUCAGUUCUGGAACAUCACAGCGGACGGUCUCAUACGCUCCAGCCUCAAGCCUGAACUGGUGCUGGAGGUUAAAGGUGGUCAGCAGUAUGAUAAAAACCAGGUGAUUCUGAACACGUUUGACGAGAUGAAGACCAACCAGAGGUGGACGGUGGAACUACUAUAAUUGCUGGACAUAUACCUGACUGACCUCCAACUGUGAGGCGAAGCCUAAGGAAAGCAGUGCAAUAUCUCCAGUUGUGGGCCCUGUGGUGGCUAUACAGAACAAUUUAAACCAUUACAGUAGGUCCUAUUGCAGAGCUCUUCAAAUGGCUUUGAGAACAGAGUUCGAGAGGAACGCCGCAUGCCAGGCCGCAUGUCGGGAGGCUGCAGAGACGUCACCGACGUCCAAGGACUACAUCAAGGUUGUUCAAGAAAUCUUGUUAAUGUAGGCUGUAAAGACUUUUCUAGUAAUAGCCUGAGUUUGUCCUGUUUUCAGGCUCUUUAAGUUCCCUUAAGAAUAUUCUUUUUUUAAGCAUUCAGAGUCCAGUAUUCCCAGUGGACCUAAAGCCCUGCAGUAAAUGAAUGUCACUUAUGUAAUACCUCAAUAUGGCCACUGGUGGCACUCAAACACCACUUUAUGUGUAUGGACCUGUCUGGGAGGCUGGAGCUUUCUCAAAAAACAUGCACCUGGUAAUGAAUUAGUAACCUGCCCCUGACUAGAAGCAGUCAUUUCCCCGCUACUCCACCCAUGUGUCAGUGUUAUACUUAAUGAGGUAUAUGACAAAAUCAAGACUAGUAAAAUCUGUUCUGUGUUCUCGUCCCGUUUCCUUUAGAAAGUGCCUUACUCUAUUUGCAGUUGUUACACUCCAUGGUUUACUUCCAUAUAUGAAAUGUGUCUUGUUGUAUAUUUUCUAAAGCUGUAAAGAUAACCAUUACAUUUUAUUACGAAUAAAAUGUUUUAUUUCCCUGA
Molecule: messenger RNA, 9873 nt
Organism: Pygocentrus nattereri (red-bellied piranha)
Lineage: Eukaryota; Metazoa; Chordata; Actinopteri; Characiformes; Serrasalmidae
Gene: crybg1a
Product: crystallin beta-gamma domain containing 1a
Exons: 22
Coding region: 16-9087 (3023 amino acids)
Source: RefSeq, a predicted model, not a curated record